ACAUUUUUUUUUUGUCCAAGGCUUUACAAAUUUUGUGGACAUGGUGAUCCCUUCAACACAUGUUGGACCUCCCAAGCUAAUCGAUUUUAGCUGUCGCAUUCGUGAACCAGACAGUGGAAGUGCAGCAUGUCUUCUCACUUUUGAGCUCGAAGACAAAGAAGGCGUCUCAACAAAUCAGGAAGGAAAUACUUCCAUUGUAAAUAUGGAAAUGCAACCAUCAACCUUGACUACUUUGCUUGAAGGAUUGACACGUAUCCGUGAUCAGCUGUCAUCAGUAGCAAAUAAGAAGCAAUGACCUUCGUCCCCUCACUCAAACUUCCUCUCCAUUCCCCUCUCUUUUAAUGUAUUCUAUGCAUUUCCAAAUUUGCCUUUCAUUGGUGUCAAUAUCUAUGUAUUUCCAACUUAAACCUUUGUUUUUGUAAAUU
Frankliniella occidentalis (western flower thrips) is the source of this 425-nucleotide messenger RNA. RefSeq names its product COMM domain-containing protein 9. NCBI's taxonomy places the organism in Eukaryota, Metazoa, Arthropoda, Insecta, Thysanoptera, Thripidae. The transcript has 2 exons. The record is from RefSeq and is a predicted model, not a curated record. Bases 41 to 295 code for a protein of 84 amino acids.